Orbicella faveolata is the source of this 3157-nucleotide messenger RNA. RefSeq lists its product as uncharacterized. The record is from RefSeq and is a predicted model, not a curated record. NCBI's taxonomy places the organism in Eukaryota, Metazoa, Cnidaria, Anthozoa, Scleractinia, Merulinidae. Gene Ontology annotation, molecular function: superoxide-generating NADPH oxidase activator activity; protein binding; phosphatidylinositol binding. Gene Ontology annotation, cellular component: cytoplasm. Gene Ontology annotation, biological process: superoxide anion generation.
ACGAAAACGUAGCGUUCAUCACGAAACUCUUAAACUUGGAGUUUCUACAUCGUCGGUCAUCAGAAAGUGUCAGCUUUUGAAGAGAACCGCUGUCAGGUUCAUUAACGACCUUCAGACCGGAGUCACACAACUGUGCGUGUUUUGUGUUAGCGAAAUAACUGAAUGAAUGGGGGCUGAUCGAUGGGAGACUCGUGGAACAUCAACAACUUUAAACAAGCUCUCGUCGACGAAAAGAGAAGCAACUACAAACCCACGUUUGGCGCUAUGAGGCAUUCGCCUACUAACGAGAGAGGAGUCGUCGCGGACGUGAAAGUGAUUGAUGUUGAGAAACGUAGGAGCAAAGAACAUUCCAACAGCAAAAAUUAUGAAUACAAGUUGAAAGUAAAAUGGCUGGACGAAAACCAAUAUUGCAUAUUUCGACGAUACAGUAUGUUUUUCGAUCUACAGGCUGGCUUGCGACAACUUUUUCAGGAAAAGCAAAGUAUUUCCAUUCCUGAAUUACCUGUUGCUCGCUUGGCUUAUGCCGGUGGAAUGCUGUUUGGAGCACUGGCAAAGAAGCAAUGUAAACACAUUGAAGACUUCUGCCAGAGAGUGAUCCAGCUACCUCCAGUUGUCUCUCAGUCAGACAUUGUUCUGCAGUUCUUCAGCCAGUGGGGAACAGAUGCAUUUGUUAGACCUGAUAACGAAAAAGGCAAAUUACUCACAUCUCCCACUGGACGAAAUGAUGAAGAGUUUGUAGAGAGGUACCAUUCGGUUGCUGAGUUUGCAGCUGGUGGAAAAGGAGAGAUGAGCUUGAGAGAAAAUGAGGUUGUGACUGUCAUUGAAAAAAACAAUACAGGUUGGUGGCUUGUCGCAAACUCAAGAGGUGAGCACGGCUUUGCCCCGGCAACAUUCCUUGAACCAGUAGAUCUUGGCCAACGAUCAGAAGAGGAAGAGUGGAGAGAAGUCGAAGGUGAUGAUCGCUUUUGGGUAGCUCUUGAUUCCUACACGGCUAAGAGUGAUGACGAACUUACAUACAGAGCUGGCGAGGAGGUUGAAGUUUUGGCCACCAGUAACUUCGGCUGGUGGAAGAUAAGAAUUAAGGGUGAGGUUGGCCUUACACCAGGAUCCAAUCUGGCGCCAAAGCCGAGCGUGAAUGACGAACAAAGAAAACGGGUUUCUACAUAUUCCAGUAUCAGCGGCAUAUACGCAAGUAUUAGGUCUCCUCCACCAAGAAGAGAUUCCUGUAAAACAAAGAAAAGUGAAACCAACGACAAUGACUCCGCAAGGGCACGAAUUUUACGCUCCCAAUCCACGCCUCAUGCUUUAGAAUACGCCACAGUGGAGAUACUCCCAAACCCUCAAGCAGGAAACAGAAAUCCUCAAGUCAGCUUUGAAAAUGCCAGUGACGGUAUUCCUCAGUAUGCAACCGUUAUUCCAAAGCAUUUGAGACUCAGAUCGCAUAGUGUGAGUGAAGACGGCACGGAAACUGCAAGGAGACCGAAACGGAAUGGCUACCCAGACCUCCCUCCCCCUCCCUCUGUGUGGGUAUCACACAACUCUUAUGAUGGCAGCCAUGAUGACCCUGGAUAUGCGACAGUGCGCGAGUUUAGACAACCCUUGAUGGCCAGUACGCCCAGAGUACGCUUGCUACAAGCCCCAGAUGAUGGCAUCGUCCGCUUUGGCUCCCACAAGUAUGAGAAUGUUCUCAGGCCAGAUCUUCAUGCAGCCACUCCUGGGGAGCAUUAUAUGGCUAUCACGAAUUAUACUCCUCCAGCUGAUCGCGCUGAAGACCUGCCACUAUCAACGGGUGAGACGGUGCGUCUCCUCUCUGAAGAUGGCGCCUGGGCUUUUGUCUGCACCGUGGACCCUGCCAAGAGAAGAGGGUGGGUUCCGUCAUCAAUGCUGAAGAGGAAAGGAGGUUCAGCGCAUCCCGCGACCCGGAGAUCGUUGUCUGUGGGUGAUAUUUACAACGCAUUUGAAGAUGAGCAAGCCGCGGGACAGAGGAUAACCCCAACCCCCAAGCCACCUGUGCCGACGCCGAGGAGUGAUCUGGAAUUGAGAAAGCAGCUUUCAGUGGAUUUCGUGGGUGCACCUAGUGAAGAGGCCCCUCCAAUGCCAGGCGCCCCUCCUGGUCAUGAUCAUAACCCUGGAAAGGUGAAUGAGCAUUACUUUGCGCGGGAAGACUUCACAACAAAAAAUUCCAAGUGUAUCUCCGUACGUAAAGGAGAGGUGGGUCAGUUACUGGAAGUGCAAGCCUCGGGCUGGUGGAAGAUGAGUGUUGAGGGUGUGGUCGGGUGGACGCCUGGUGAUUUCUGGGAACUGCUACAGGCUGAGGAAGAAUCACCUAAGAACAACCCAAGGGAAAGAAUAAGUUCUUUCGGGGAUGAGUUGUGGUACUACGGGAAAAUGUCCAGACAAAAGUGCGAGGAGCUUAUGUUGAGGAAUGCCAAAGAACUCGACUACUUGAUAAGGGAAAGCACUCAGAAGUUUGCGUCAUUCGUGCUCUCGGUCAAGUACGGUGGAAAAAUCCGUCAUUUUCCCAUAGAGCUGACGCCAAGUGGUCGCUACGUCAUCGGCAAACACGCGUUUGACGGACUGACGGAAAUCGUGACGUUUUACAAGACACACGCGUUGUUUUACACGCAAAACAAGGAGCCAGUGAACCUGGGUGAAUCAUUCCGAGGAAUGUAGAUCGUCUCUGCCAUGGUGUUAGCCUUCUUGCGAAGAAAUCCCUUCGGCUUGUCCGCAGUUGCAAUGAUGGACUAAGAUUUCUUUGACACGCAAUCAAAGAGAUAUCUUUACUUGUCACGCUGAAAGAUUGCGUGACUGUAACUUUGAAGUGCGCUGUACUGAUAAGAGAUUAAUCAAUCAAUCUCAAGAAUUCUUUGUUUGAUAAGUAGAUUAAACAAUUUAUCGGUUCCAGACUCUUACAAUCUGGUGAACGAGUCGAAUGAAGUAACCCUGAUUGGAUGAGAAGAAGUAUAUAAAUCACUUAUCUCCUCUCCUUUGUAGAAUUUUCGCUUCGCUGACCACAUUCCCUCCUUCUCCAUAUUCUAAGAUCUUGGAACCUGUCUUUCUGGGAAAACUCUCCGCACAUUUAGACGUGUUCAUCGCAUUUUCAACUAAGAAACUCGCGGCAAAAUAGAAUCCCUUUGCUUCAAAUAAAAACAGAUAC